Messenger RNA from Rotaria sordida, 1149 nucleotides. The record is from the annotation of a GenBank genome assembly. NCBI's taxonomy places the organism in Eukaryota, Metazoa, Rotifera, Eurotatoria, Philodinida, Philodinidae.
AUGAUCGACCACCUUUUGUUUUAUGUAAAUGGAAAAGAAAUUCUGGAGCGUAACGUUGAGCCUGAAUGGACUCUACUUUGGUAUUUAAGAAAUAAAUUAAGAUUAACUGGUUCGAAAUUAGGUUGUGGUGAAGGUGGUUGUGGAGCUUGUACAGUUUUAGUUUCACGAUCCAUUGAUCGUGAUUCUGGUGAAAUUGAACAUCGAACAAUAAAUGCUUGUCUAGCACCUCUAUGUUCUGUUGAUGGAUGUCAUGUUAUUACUGUCGAAGGAUUAGGUUCAACAAACAAAUCAAACCUACAUUCUACUCAAAUUCGUCUUGCAGAAUUAUUUGCUACACAAUGUGGUUUUUGUACACCAGGCAUAGUUAUGUCUUUAUAUGGAACAGUUACAUCAAAAGAUAAUUCAUUACCGACAAUGGAAGAUAUUGAAGAAAGUUUUGAUGGAAAUCUUUGUCGAUGUACGGGAUAUCGUCCAAUUCUUGAUGCUGCAAAAACAUUUGCAUGUGAUAUUAAUAAACUUGAUUAUCAAAAAUCUUCAUUACCAAGAACAUCAACUACAUAUGAUAAAUGUUAUUCGUAUGUUCAUCAAAAUACAUUACCAAUCGAUCAAGUUCAAUUUCCAGAUAAACUUCGAGAUUAUAUUCCUCAAUCAAUUCAUAUUAAAGAUAUCAAUUUUCAGGAUGUUGGUAAAUCACUCAAUCCUCAAAUUGAUAUUGGUCAAAUUGAAGGUGGUUUUAUGCAAGGAAUCGGUUUGUUUACUAUGGAAGAACUUAUUUGGGGUGAUGAAAAAUUAAAUAAAUGGAUUCCACUAGGACAGUUAUACACUUGUGGAGUUGAUACUUAUAAAAUUCCAUCAUUUAGUGAUGUUCCACUGGACUUUCGUGUUUCAUUAUUAUCUGAUUCAUCAAAUCCACGAGCUAUCUAUUCAUCAAAAGGUAUCGGUGAACCACCAAUUUUACUUGCUACUUCGGCUUUUUUUGCUUUAAAACAAGCAUGUCAGGCUUAUCGGAAACAACAAGGUUUGUCAGACUACUUCACACUUCAUUCACCAGCAACUGUUGAACGCCUUCGAAUGGUUUGUGCCGAUGAAUUUACUCGUCGUGUCUGUCCUGACGAAUAUGAAACAUUUCAGCCUAAAGGCUCAUAUUGA